AUGCCACGAAAGAAGAACCCCGACGGCACUCCAGCACCCACAAAACCCCGGGUGCGGAAGAAGAAGGAGCCGCAAGUGGUCGCUCAAACGGUGGUCGACCAGAAGCUCGAUCCCGUCUAUGAUGCUCAGAUGGGAUUGGGCCAGCCGAUGGGCAUGCCACCAAUGAUGCCCAUUGAUGACCCAAUGUAUGGGGGACCACCACCGGAUUAUGGUUAUUACGGUCAACCCCCAAGUCAUUUCGGAUCGCCCGAUCCGUCAUCCCCCUACGUUGGUAUGCCGCAAAGUUCGACGCCGCAGCCGCAUCCGCAGGCUGGAACGCCAAAUCAUAUGAUGAUGCGAGGCAUGCCGGGCCCUGCUCAACCCCCGAUGCCACCCGUCCCCGCCGCCUCGGCCCUUGAAUACCGGAUACAUGACAUCAACCGGAGAUUAUAUAUUUUCAACAAUAGCGGGAUCAACGAAAAAGACCAUCAGCAAUGGUGGGACGCUUUUUCGCACGAAUUCUUCGACGAUGAGGCCAAGAUUACGUUCCAUUUGUUUGAUGUGGAGACACAGAAGCAGGAGCGAUUUACUAUCGGCCGAGCGUUGAUUCCACGCUACUUCCGGUCAAUUUUCGACAGUGGUGUCCGGGAAUUGUAUUACGUGUUGCGGUCACCGUCGAUGGAGCGCAUGACCCCGAUGGGUCCGAUGUUGGAGUGUGACAACUUAUUGGUGGUUAACAAGCAGGAGAUGCCCCAGAGUGAGGUGCACACCGACUGCAAGUUCACGAUCGAAUUCACGCAUUUCGAUGAGAUCUACAACCAUCGGAUACGGCAUUGGGUCGUCGAGAUGCGGCAUACGCAAGAAUUUUUGAUGAACGAGAUGACCCAGAAAUUCGAGCCCUGCUCAUCCGAUUCGGAGAAGCCGAAAUCUCCGAUCGCACGAUCUGGGUUGCCGGCGUUGACGUUGAACUACCUCAAACUUUGUCAUAUCCUUGAGCCAAUGCAGUUGCUUAUGAGCUACAGUAAAGGCAAUAUGCAAUGUGGCCCUCGGGAAAUGUUGAGAAGUGUGACGUUCCAACAACAUCAAAAGAUGAAUGAGAUGAACCGGAUGGCAAUGCACGCGCAAAUGAAUGCUCAGCCCGGGAUGAUGGCGCCGCCGAUCGAGGAAAAACCAAAACCGGCCCGCAAGCGUCAAAGGAAGCCGCCGGCAAAUCCGAAGAAUAAGAAGGCGGCGAACGCGAGCCCCGUCACGCCGAACGCCGCCUUCCCGCCGAAUGCGAUGCCCGGAGGAAAUUUUGCUCCAAUGGGAUUCCACGACGUGAUGGUUGUUGGCGAGCCAUCAAUGAUGGGUGGAGAAUAUGGUGAAGAGGAUGAGAGGACGAUUAGUCGGGUUGAGAAUACCCAAUAUGACCCUCAAGCCCUUGCUCUUCAGCAACAGUCGCUUGCCGCUCAGGGUGGGCCCCCUCCAAUGUCAAUGGCCGGGCCAAUGAUGGGCGGUGGGAUGGUACAUUUGGGCCCUCCUGGUAUGCCACCAAUGGGAAUGCCAAAUGGUCACUCAAAUCAGCCUCCUCAGGAUAUGAGUUAUGAUUAUGGGCAACAACAAUGGAGACCUCCCUCAAAUACAGCCAUGAUUACCGGA
Messenger RNA from Mesorhabditis spiculigera, 1617 nucleotides. Lineage: Eukaryota; Metazoa; Nematoda; Chromadorea; Rhabditida; Rhabditidae. The record is from the annotation of a GenBank genome assembly.